UAAAUGGAAGAUCCAUGAAUGGGGAAGUACAAAAUAUGCCAUAUAAAAAUUGCUUGGUCGCCGCCGCCUACUCUUUCGUUGUGUUUCAUGUUCGGGGCACAGACUAUUUUUUAUAGUAAAAAUCCACGCAACCAUUCUCGCACGUUUCUCUAACAGAAGUGGGAGUUUCUCGUUUAUGUAGGGCAAGUUUGUAACACUUUCUGAGUGGAAAAUGGCCCUGGAUUUUAUCUCAUCAUCUGAUACGCGGUUUUUAGCAGAUAACUUGCUCUCAUCGGAAGACUUUGGUGAUGACUUCACCCGUUCCUAUGACAACCAUCUCAACAAUGGCUUUGCGGACGCCGAAGAACUGGUGCGAGAUUUCGCCUGCUACCAGGCGGAGUCGAUGGACCACAACCCGACUGACCACACCAUGCUGGAUAACACCAGCCUGACGGACUUUCUCAAUCCUGACGUCCAGAACCAAUGGAUGGAGGAGGACCAAGACCAGAACCCAUGCACUAUAGGGGGUCUGAUCAUCAAAUCGGAGCCACUGUCACCCCCACCCUCAUCGUCAUCAUCAGACGCUUCAGGAGAUACAUUCCCAGCAGUCAAAAAUUGUCCAAACCCCUACCUCCAAGUCAAACUAGAGUCUCCUCCAUUGACGCCUCCACGGGACAGCGCAGACGUCUCAAAUUUCAUUCUGACCAACGGGACGGAUAAUUGCUCUACUACCGUGGUGCCGACAGGUAUUUCCAUUGGGCCCAAGAAGACUCUGAAGCCCAAGGGGAUGCCAAUCGCCCCCAAGCCCGCUACGGGACACGUCCAGAAACCUUCUACAAAUGUUCGGCAACCUCUUGUACUAACUCAAGCCGACGUCGCCCAGCUAACCGCCCAGGGCAUUAUAAAGUGUGGACCACCGCCGACCAAACAAGCCAAAAUGUCCCCCAGUCAGUCCGUAGCCAGUGUUCCCAUAGCAACCAAGACAACAAUAGCAGUGACGCCUGAUGAUCCACAUCAGCAAGGGAUGCCGUCCGACGUUGACAUGCGAGCGUGGAAGAGGCAACAGCGCAUGAUCAAGAACAGAGAGUCGGCCUGUCUGUCACGAAAGAAGAAAAAAGAAUAUUUACAGGGACUUGAAGGAAAGAUGGACGAUAUAGAUAGCGAGAACACAAGACUUAGAGAAGAGAAUUGUUUAUUGAGGAAAAGAGUUGAAGAACUGCAAAAAGAGAACAAUCGGUUGCGGAAGCUUCAGUCCAUGUUACCGUCCGCUAAGAAGACCACCAGUUGCCUCUUUGCAUUAGUGCUACUUUUGGGCUUCAAUCUUGCCCCAUUCAGUAUUUUUAGCUCACAAAAGGACGACUACUCGGCGAAGCACCACGGCCGAGCCCUCCUUAGUUAUUCAGAGCCCUCGGUGUCUCACGACGACCAAUCACCGGAUGGCUUGUUGCGACAACAGGCAGAGAAGAUUGCGAUAGAUAGGGCGAUAUUUAACACCACGAACAACGAGGGCGUGCCAGAGUCGCCGAUGACCCGGAAAGAGUUGAUGGUCAUUAGGGACAUGGCGGAGUACAUGCUGUCCAAGGGAGGACCGUCUUGUCCGAAGUUGAAUAUGACAGAGUCACAUAGACUUGCGGAUGUUUUGAUGGGCUGGGCGCAGAACCAUCAAGAUGAGCAGAAGAAGUACAACAAAGAGCAGCAAAUCAAGAAACAGAAAAUGAAAGCCCCAAGGAAGAAGCCGACAAAACGCAACCCCUUCAAGAGGGCACCGCCAACCCUCCAGGUCGACCCAAACGAGAGGAGUCUACAAGUUUACGACAGUUUGUUCCAGCGGACCUACGACAGUCUCCUGGAUGCAUUGAACAGGCGAGACGACACGUUCUACGUCGUGUCGUUUAGACGGGAUCACAUGUUGCUACCCGCUACAGCCCAUAAUAAUACCCAGAGGCCGAGGAUGUCAUUAGUCAUGCCCUCUGUAGGGGUCAAUGAGUCCUCGCUGAACACGCCAAAGGAUCACAUCUCCAUGAUGCAGAUUGACUGCGAGGUUAUGAACACCAAGAUGGUGUACAUCAAAGAAGGUCACAUCCCCGGGGCGAAGAACAACACCGUGGCCAACCACACAACGGUGCGAGACCAACAAAGCGGCGCAGAGCGACCCACGUCGUCAGAAGGAGCCGAUCACUCAUACCAUCCCAAAAAUCUGACCCUACCACCGUCUUGAAGGCACGGGGAAGCGGCACGGUGCAAUAUUUUGUAACAAAUACAAGGAUAGUAUUUCUAUGGCCAAACAGAAGCAUGGUUGGAAAAGACUUUGAUACGGAGAAAACGUUUAGGAUGACGUACGUGUUUGAAAGGGCGUGUACUAAAAAAAAAGAGAAAACUUUUUGGUGAAAUUCUCUGGCCAAACAAGAGCAUGGUUGGAAAAGACAUUGGAGGAAGAAACUGCUACAUGGAUGACCUACGUGUUUGAAAAGUUCUGUACUAAAAAACAAAAACACUUUCUGAUGAAAUUGUCCUGGAUAGGAUUUCUAUGGCCAAACAAAAGCAUGGUUUGAAAAAAAAAACCUUGAUAAGGAAGAAAACCUUUACAGGACGACCUACGUGUUUUAAAAGUCCUGUACUAUAAAGAAGAGAACUUUCUGAUGAAAUCGUCCUGGAUAAGAAAAGCAUGAUUGGAAAAGACUUGAACCUAGAUAAGGAAAAACAUUUACAAGGAUGACCUAUGUGUUUGAAAAGCCCUGUACUAAAAAAAAAAGACAGAACCUACCAAUGAAAUUGUCAUACAAGUGUUCUUGAAGAAGAUCCAUCUCAUUGUCUAUUCCAAGGAAAACUGAAAUACUUGUGGAGUUCAAGACUAGACGACAAAGACACGCAGAUGCCAAACCGAAUUCGGAGACUGAAUUUGGAGACAAAAUUUGGAGACUCGAAUUUGUAUUGCCAUGACAACUCUAAACCAGUGGAAUACAUUGUAUGUUGUUAGGGUUAUACAAAAAUAAAGACGGUUCUUUUAAACAGUUCUGCUUUAAAAGAGCGUUACCGGCCAUUGGAAUAUUCAGUGCGGAGAAAAGGGUAACUGCAGGCCAAGGUCCCAUUACUUAGAGUUGCUUAGCACAAAAGGUAGCCAAGCACAAUAACAUUUUGCUUACCAGAACAAGGUUACCAGCCAAACUACC
Molecule: messenger RNA, 3149 nt
Organism: Asterias rubens (European starfish)
Lineage: Eukaryota; Metazoa; Echinodermata; Asteroidea; Forcipulatida; Asteriidae
Product: cyclic AMP-dependent transcription factor ATF-6 beta-like
Exons: 14
Coding region: 212-2197 (661 amino acids)
Biological process (GO): endoplasmic reticulum unfolded protein response; regulation of transcription by RNA polymerase II
Cellular component (GO): nucleus
Molecular function (GO): RNA polymerase II cis-regulatory region sequence-specific DNA binding; DNA-binding transcription factor activity, RNA polymerase II-specific
Source: RefSeq, a predicted model, not a curated record